CCUUACAACCGCAGCAGCCCAAACUCAAGUUCUUGUCUUUCUAGAGCGAGACAGAAAGAGAAGGAGAGAGAGAGAGAGAGAGGAAAAAAGAAGAGGUUUUUUUUUUUUGGGGCAAAUGGGAUACUGCGUGGAAGAGCAGAAGAAGAAGCAGUGCAUUGGUUGGUGGGUGGAGAGAUACUUCAAAGACUGCCUCUGCAACACCAAAGACGAGUUCUCGUUCGGGUUCGGUCUGGCCAGCUUGGUUUGCUGGGGCGUGGCCGAGAUCCCGCAGAUCGUCACCAACUUCCGCUCCAAAUCCAGCCACGGCGUCUCCCUCGCCUUCCUCCUCACCUGGGUCGCCGGGGACAUUUUCAAUCUGGUGGGUUGCCUUCUGGAGCCUGCAACGUUGCCGACUCAGUACUACACUGCUGUGCUCUACACAACAAGCACAGUGAUCCUGGUGUUACAGGGGCUCUACUACGAUUACGUCUACUCAUGGUGGAAAUGCCGCCACAAGCAGCAACAACAGUCUCACCAAACCGUUGAUGAAGAAGAUGAUGAAAAGAAGCCAUUGAGGCCAUCAAAGCCGGCCACUGAUCCAGGCAUCCCGAUUCCCACUCGAUCUGUCCCUGUUCGCAGAGAAUUUUACUACACGUCAGCAAGGUCACUAGCAGGCAGUGCUACCCCUCCAAUUAAGGCUUUCCUCAGGCCGGCUAGAAGCGGCCCUUCAGCCGUGAGGCUGAUUGACGAUGACUCGUCCUCAGACGAUGAAGCCAGAGAUGCUUCUACUAUCUCAACUAGUCAGCCUAGGGCGAUUCCACGAUCUGUGGGUUAUGGAACAUUUUUGGCCACAUCGCUUAACCUGCCAUCACACGGCAAUGCUCUGCUGCAAGCUACCAUUGGACUCACUGGGAGGAAGCUACUGCAAGAAGUUGGAAUGGAGCACAAUGCAUAUGGUCAGUGGCUUGGGUGGCUGAUGGCUGCCAUUUACAUGGGUGGCAGAGUCCCGCAAAUAUGGCUCAAUAUCAAAAGAGGAAGUGUGGAUGGAUUGAAUCCUCUGAUGUUUAUCUUUGCAUUGAUAGCCAAUCUAACCUAUGUUCUGAGCAUUGUGGUUAGAACAACAGAGUGGGACAGCAUCAAAGCCAACCUGCCAUGGCUGCUGGAUGCUGCUGUCUGCGUCGUCCUCGACUUAUUCAUAAUCUUGCAGUACAUCUACUACAGAUACCUUCGAAACGGAGGGAAUGGUGAGCGUGGAGUGGAAGACGACGGCUAUGGAGACUACUACGCCAACAAUGCUAGAAAACAGAACCAUUAAGAUCUUGUAGGAGAGAAAUAUGGUUAUACUGUUUUAUUUUUCGUUGGGUCCUUUAGCCCCUUUUGAUAAUGUUGUAUAUGCUAGUAAUGUAAGAAGAAAUUAUGAUUAAUGGU
This is a messenger RNA of Linum trigynum, 1407 nucleotides long. The record is from the annotation of a GenBank genome assembly. Lineage: Eukaryota; Viridiplantae; Streptophyta; Magnoliopsida; Malpighiales; Linaceae.